GUAGGUCCGAGUGCUCGUUGCUUUUUACUACGGAUCCGGUGAACUUUCCGUGCGAGAAGCGAGUUGAUAUCGAUUUGGUUUGAGUGGGUGUCCUGCCCAAGAUGUCUUUCCCUCCUCAUCUCAACCGGCCACAAAUAGGCAUCCCAACGUUGCCUCCAGGAAUCCCUCCACCACAGUUUGCUGCAUUUCCACCAACAAUGCCUCCCGGAACCCCAAUGAUUCCUGUCCACAUGGGGAUUAUGGCUCCAGCCCCUGCGGUUCUUGUGCCCACGACGAUGUCUGUGGUUAGUAAAGUUGCUGCUCCCAGGAAGGAAAACAUAGCUGCUCAUGCAAAAGAUGACGACAGCAGCGGUCCCACGACUACUGUGUUUGUGGGGAACAUCUCUGAAAAGGCCUCUGAUAUGCUGAUCAGACAGCUGCUGGCUAAAUGCGGUUUGGUGUUGAGCUGGAAACGAGUUCAAGGUGCCUCAGGGAAACUCCAAGCAUUUGGUUUCUGCGAGUACAAAGAGCCUGAAUCUACUCUGCGAGCUCUACGGCUACUACAUGAGCUUCAGGUUGGAGAAAAGAAACUUCUGGUCAAAGUCGAUGCCAAAACCAAAGCACAGCUGGAUGAAUGGAAAGCAAAGAAGAAGAGCACCAGCGCAAAUGGAAAUGGUAAGGCAGAAGAUGCUGGUGAAGAGGAAGAGGAGGUUCUGGAUGAAGAAACUAAGAAGCGGGACCAGAUUGUCAAAGGUGCCAUUGAUGGUCUGAUCCGGGAGUAUUCAAGUGAGCUCAAUGCUCAGUCACAGGACGAUGAGUCGAGUCGCAGGAAAAAGAAGAGAGAAAAGAAGGACGAGGAUGACAUCAAUGCCAUGGAAAUGGAGGAUGACAAAAGGGAUUUGAUUUCCAGGGAGAUCAACAAGUUCCGAGAUACACACAAGAAACUGGAAGAGGAGAAGGGGAAGCGAGAGAAGGAGCGGCAGGAGUUGGAGCGGGAGCGAAAGGAAAGAGACAAGGAGCGGGAACGAGAGCGAGAACGGAGAGACCGUGAGCGGGAUAAAGACCGAGAGCGCGAACGGGAGAGAGACCGAGAGCGCGAGAGGGAGAGAGAGAGAGAUCGAGAACGCGAGCGCACGAAGGACAGAGACAGGGAUAGAGAGUGGGAGAGAGACCGAAGCCGAGACCGCAGCGAGGACCGCAGUCGAUCCAGGGAACAGAGUCGCGAUCGAGAAAGAGACAAAGACAAGAAGCGCGAUCGCGAGGAGGAUGAAGAAGAGGCCUACGAGCGGCGCAAACUGGAGAGGAAGCUGCGAGAGAAAGAGGCGGCGUAUCAGGAGCGCCUGAAGAACUGGGAGCUCAGAGAGAGGAAGAAAGCUAGAGAUUACAGCAAGGAGAUCGAGAGAGAGGAAGAACGCCGACGUGAAAUGGCUAAAGAAGGGAAACGGCUGAAGGAGUUUCUGGAAGACUAUGAUGAUGAUAGAGACGAUCCAAAAUAUUACAGGGGCAGUGCACUUCAGAAGCGCCUGCGGGACAGAGAGAAGGAGAUCGAGCUGGAUGAACGUGACCGGAAACGAGAGAAGGAAGAGCUGGAGGAGAUCAGACAGAGGCUGCUGGCAGAGGGACAUCCGGAUCCUGAUGCUGAGCUACGCAGGAUGGAGGAAGAAGCCGAGCGUUUACGGCAGCCACCUGUAAAGCCCGAGCCUGAGGAGGAGCGAGAGCACAAACCCUCCCGAGAAGAGCGAGACCGCGAGCGAGGCCGAGACAGAGACAGACGCAAGGCUCCUGUAGAAACACACACUCACGUUCAUGCUCAUGUUCACACUCACGCUCAUGCUAACAUCCCGUCUGACGAUGAUGUGGAGGAAGGAGAGGAGAUCGAGGAUGAGGAGGAGCCCAAACCCUGCCUCAAACCCACCAUGAGGCCCAUCACAGCGGCGCCGUCGGUGUCUUCAGCCAGCGGAAACGCCACGCCGAACACCCCCAGAGAAGAGUCGCCCUGUGGCAUCAUCAUCCCGCAUGAGAACUCGCCACAGGAGGUGCUGCUCCCGGAGGAGAACAGGCCCAAGAUCGGCCUCAGCCUCAAACUGGGUUCAUCAGGCAGUCCUGGGCAGCCCAGUGUAACCAAACGGAAGAAGCUGCCGGUGGAGAGCGUCUUCAACCGAUUCGAUGACGAUGAAGUAGACGAGGCGCCGAGGAAGAGGAAGCUGGUGCCUUUAGAUUAUGAGGACGAGGAGAAAGCGGUGGACGGAGCAGCCGUGGCCGGAGGUAAAGGUGUGAACACUGAGGAGAAACGCAAGCACAUCAAGAGUCUGAUCGAGAAAAUCCCCACUGCCAAACCAGAGCUCUUCAACUACCCGCUCGACUGGUCUGUCGUCGACACGGCUCUUAUGGAGAAGCGCAUUCGACCGUGGAUCAAUAAGAAGAUCGUAGAGUACAUCGGUGAGGAAGAAGCCACUUUAGUUGACUUUGUUUGCUCCAAGGUCAUGGCCCACAGUACACCACAGGGCAUCUUAGAUGACGUUGCAAUGGUGCUGGAUGAAGAGGCCGAGGUCUUCAUAGUUAAAAUGUGGAGGUUAUUGAUUUAUGAAACUGAAGCUAAGAAGAUCGGACUUGGGAAAUGAGCCUCGAACGCAGAUGAACUUUGAUUUUUACUUCCCGUUUGGGCAGGACGGCUCAUCUUGGUUUCAAAACAACAACAACAACAACGUGGGAAACUCCAGCAUUUCCAAAAGCUUUGGAGUUGGUAAAUAUCAAGUGGUUUGAUUUCUCAUUUCCCAGACGCCUCCCGAAAAUAAAAUGCAGACUCUGAUUUUUGCAGCAACUGAGAGGAAGAGGUUCGUUUUCUCAGGGCCUUCCUGUUCAGUCGUUCUCAGAGUCGCGUCACGCUGUCCGUUCUUUUGCGUCUCUUUGUAAAAUCGUUACUGUGUUGAUUGCCAAUCACAUCUGGGUUGUGAUUUUAGUUUUUGUUUGUUUCGGUCGCCCCCACACCAUCCGAACCAAAGAGUUUCCCCCCACACACAGUUGUUUCGCUAAACUAAACCAGUUGAUCGGACCCCAACGCUGUUCAGAAGGUCUCGCCUGAAAAACGGAUUGACAUCAAAACGAUUGUCUUUGUUUUUGUACUUAUCAGUGGAUGUGUUUUGAAUAAAAGUGAUUCUUUCUUUUUUUUU
Molecule: messenger RNA, 3149 nt
Organism: Danio aesculapii
Lineage: Eukaryota; Metazoa; Chordata; Actinopteri; Cypriniformes; Danionidae
Gene: rbm25b
Product: RNA binding motif protein 25b
Exons: 18
Coding region: 102-2600 (832 amino acids)
Biological process (GO): mRNA processing; regulation of alternative mRNA splicing, via spliceosome
Cellular component (GO): spliceosomal complex
Molecular function (GO): mRNA binding
Source: RefSeq, a predicted model, not a curated record